This is a messenger RNA of Trichophyton rubrum CBS 118892, 597 nucleotides long. RefSeq lists its product as uncharacterized. The record is from RefSeq and is a predicted model, not a curated record. NCBI's taxonomy places the organism in Eukaryota, Fungi, Ascomycota, Eurotiomycetes, Onygenales, Arthrodermataceae. The coding region runs from base 1 to 597 and encodes 198 amino acids. The transcript has a single exon.
AUGGAGAACCACCGGCUUCGACGUAUAGUACGCCAGACGCUGCGCGGAACCGCCGUGGUAGUGACUAUCUUGCUGGCAAUACAAUGGACCUUCAAGAGCUCGAGCAACAGCAAGGCCAGCAACUAUAUCAACAGCCGGCUGGGUGCGAACGGCGCCUCUUCGACCCCUGAACCCCAUGGUACUGUGUGGGAGACCAUCAGGAACGAUACCCGUGUCUCCAAAUUUGUCAAAGUAUUGGGAGAAUUCAAGAGCAUCGUAGCUGGUCUUGAUGCGCCAAAGGCCAAGUUCACCGUCUACGUCCCAACCGACGAAGCGUUUGAGAAGGAGACUUUUGCCUGGGAUCUACCGUCCUUCUACUGGCUCUACCUGAUCGGAUAUCAUAUGGGUGCAGGGGCACUUUCGCAGAAGGAUUUCUCGCACAUGACUACAGCGCCGUCGUUUGUCUUUGCAGACGUCUUCGAGACAUAUCGCCAACGCAUUAGCAUACAGAGGAUAGAUGAAGGUGACAGCUUCAUGUUGAACCAUGUAGCCCGGCCGGCUGCUCCUGAGAUGGUGAGUGACUGGCGCUUUUUGUUUAACAGGUGUACAUCUAUAUAA